Messenger RNA from Aaosphaeria arxii CBS 175.79, 1437 nucleotides. Its product is annotated as FAD/NAD(P)-binding domain-containing protein. The record is from RefSeq and is a predicted model, not a curated record. The transcript has 4 exons. Gene Ontology annotation, molecular function: FAD binding. The coding region runs from base 1 to 1437 and encodes 478 amino acids. Lineage: Eukaryota; Fungi; Ascomycota; Dothideomycetes; Pleosporales.
AUGGGCGUUAAAGUUAUCAUUGUUGGAGGGAGCAUUUCCGGCUUAUCCCUUGCCAACAUGCUCGAGAAAUUCGACAUCGAUUAUGUUCUUCUCGAAGGUCAUUCUACCAUUGCACCCCAGCUUGGCGCAAGUCUCGGUUUGCUUCCGAGUGGACUACGCAUUUUGGAUCAACUUGGAUGUUACGAAAGGAUUCAGAAGAUUGCUGGAAACACAUACUACAAAGCUAGCAUGCGGCUUUUCGGAGGGGGAGCUUGGGAUGAUCCAAAACCUGUAACAUUUUCUGAGAAGUUGGAAGAGAGAAUUGGAUAUCCGCAGAUAUUCGUCGAUCGCCAAUCCGUGAUCCAAGUUCUGUUCGAUAAUCUCAAAUUCCCGGAAAGAGUUCUUACGAACAAGCGUGUGAACCGAGUGGAAAAUCACCAGGACAAAGUGACUGUGGUCACAAAAGAUGGAUCGACGUAUACCGGAGACUUUGUAGUUGGAGCUGAUGGCAUCCACAGCACCGUCAGACAGGAAAUGUGGAGAGCAGCACAUGAGGAACAGUCAAAUCUGUUUUCAUCUGACCCAUUUCAAGACCUCCAGUGUGAAUCGAAGUGCAUCUUCGGCAUUUCGAGAAAGCCAGCCGCCCUACCAAAGUCACCUCUUCAAAUCAAUGCGUUCUUCAAGAACUGUAACUAUAUGAUCAUAUCUGCACCAGAGGACCGCAUUUAUUGGUUUUUAUUCGCGCCCUUGGACAAAGUGUUCGGCAAAGAUAUCCCCAAAUUUUCGAAAGAGGACGAACGAGCUCUGGCGGAGAAGCAUUUCCAAGAUCGCCUUACGGACGACAUGUUAUUCGAGGAUCUCUAUGAAAAUAGGUUGCAAACGUCUCUCGUGAGCACUGAAGAUCAUGUUUUUCCUCGCUGGCAUUACCGCCGGAUCAUUACGAUCGGAGAUGCUGCUCACAAGUUGCACCCGAUCAGCGCCCAAGGUGGAAACGGCGCCAUGGAAACCUCAGCAGUUCUGACAAAUUCGCUCGUUGCAACGAUAAAGGCCCACGGGUCUGAUACGCCGCUCAACGAAGAAGACAUCACCGCGAUGUUUACCGAUAUCCAAGCGAAGCGCUUCCAACGCGCCGUUGAUGCAGUUAACCAGGGCCGCAAGACAAAUUCUGCGUCGAUCAAAGAGACCGUAGCUUCGCGGAUCUUUGUCAACCAUUUCUUCCCCCGCUUUGGACAGAGUCUGAUCUUUAAACUCGUCAUUAAAAACACUCUCACUGGCCCCGUUAUCGAGGACCUUCCCCUUCCUUCACGUCACUCUGAGGCCCUGGAGCGCCACAAAAUGACACAUUCACGUAAAUGGCCAGUAUUUUGGAGCUUCAUUUCAGUUGGUGUUGGAUUAUUUUCGAUUCUUUUGUAUAAUCAUAGCCAGUUCUUUCCCAUCACUCGACACGAUUUGCUUUAG